AUGGCGACGACCGACAAACAUACCGAGUCAAUACACCUUGAGGGUGGACUCUCACGUCUCCCGAAUGUGGGCCUUCACGAUGCCGCUCUGGCUGGCGGCGCCUUCGAGGGCGCUGCCCAGGAGCACAGCAAGGGAGUCUGGCAGGGUCUAAAGACCUACAAACGUGCAGCCUUCUGGUCGAUCCUGAUCUCAACUACUGUCAUCAUGGAGGGCUAUGAUGUUACGCUGCUGGGCUCCUUCUUUGGAUAUCCCUCGUUCCGGCUCAAAUACGGCGAAUAUUUGAACGAGCAAUAUGGCUACCAGAUCUCGGCGAACUGGCAGCAGAAAUUCAAUUGCCUGGGUGCGCUCGCCAACAUCAUUGGUGCUCUGCUCAACGGCUGGGCGACGUCGAGAUGGGGCCACCGAAAAGUGCUUAUGGUCACUCUCUUCCUCUUAGCGGGCUUUAUCUUCAUUGUCUUCUUUGCUCCCUCGAUCGAGAUUAUGCUUGUGGGACAGUUCCUGUGCGGCAUUCCCUGGGGCGUGUUCGCCACAACUGGUCCUUCAUACGCAGCCGAGGUGACCCCACUCGCCAUUCGAGGGUAUCUCACUGCGUAUGUCAACCUCUGCUGGUGCAUUGGCCAAUUCAUCUCCGCCGGUGUCCUCAAAGGCCUUGUAAACAACCCGACUAAGUGGAGCUACAAGAUCCCCUUUGCAAUCCAGUGGGUCUGGCCCAUCCCGCUGUUCAUCGCCGCCUGGAUGGCGCCCGAAAGCCCUUGGUACUAUGUGCGCAAUGACCGCAUCGAGGACGCGAAAAGGUCUCUCGAGAGACUGACCCAGCCCGAUCACCACCAUGAGAUCGACGCCACUCUGGCCAUGAUGGUGCACACGAACAAGCUGGAACUCCACGAGCAGGAAGGCGUGCAGCUCUGGGACGCCUUCCGGGGCACCAAUCUCCGCCGAACCGAGAUCGCGUGCGUAGGCUUCCUGUCUCAGGUCACCAACGGUGGCGCCCUCUGCUACAGCGGGUCUUUCUUCUUCCAACAGACCGGCAUCAGCGCCAACGCCGCAUACGGGAUCGCUCUCGGCGGAACCGGCAUCGCAUUCUUGGGCACCAUCCUGUCCUGGCUGUACAUCUACAAACUGGGCCGCCGCACCAUCUGGCUGUACGGGUUUGCGUUCCUCGUCGUCAUCCUCUGGCUGAUCGGCUUCCUCGCGCUGCCAACGCAAACGAUCAAGCUCGCGUGGGCGCAGUCCAUCCUGUGCAUCGUCUGGCUCGGCGCGUACUCUAUGACCGUCGGGCCCAUCAUCUACGUGCUUGUCUCGGAAAUCGGCUCCACGCGCCUCCGAACUCAGACGGUUGUGCUCGCCCGCAGUACUUACUACGUUGGGAACAUCAUCUGUGGUGGCCUCCUUCAGCCUCAGCUGAUUUCUCCAGGGGCUUGGAAUGCAAAGGGCAAGACGGCUUUCUUCUGGGCCGGCCUUGCCACUUUGACCUUCGUCUGGGGCUACUUCCGCCUGUUCGAGACCAAGGACAGGACAUUUGGAGAGCUGGACUUUAUGUUCCAACACAACGUCCCCGCUCGCAAAUCGGCCAAGUAUGAAAUCCCAGCAGAGGAGCUGUACAACGCAGACAGUGCUACCAAGCAAGACGUGAAGGCCUGA
Molecule: messenger RNA, 1641 nt
Organism: Exophiala aquamarina CBS 119918
Lineage: Eukaryota; Fungi; Ascomycota; Eurotiomycetes; Chaetothyriales; Herpotrichiellaceae
Exons: 5
Coding region: 1-1641 (546 amino acids)
Biological process (GO): carbohydrate transport; transmembrane transport
Cellular component (GO): membrane
Molecular function (GO): carbohydrate:proton symporter activity
Source: RefSeq, a predicted model, not a curated record